This is a messenger RNA of Anguilla anguilla (European eel), 2157 nucleotides long. RefSeq names its product NK1 transcription factor related 2-like,b (gene nkx1-2b). The record is from RefSeq and is a predicted model, not a curated record. Gene Ontology annotation, cellular component: nucleus. Lineage: Eukaryota; Metazoa; Chordata; Actinopteri; Anguilliformes; Anguillidae. The coding region runs from base 261 to 1415 and encodes 384 amino acids. Gene Ontology annotation, molecular function: RNA polymerase II cis-regulatory region sequence-specific DNA binding; DNA-binding transcription factor activity, RNA polymerase II-specific. The transcript has 2 exons. Gene Ontology annotation, biological process: regulation of transcription by RNA polymerase II; cell differentiation.
CCGACAGUGGACCAUCACCUCCCGUUUUCGCUGUGGAACUCUGUUCUGUUCUAGCUGUAGCUAGAACGCUGCUGCUUCGACUGGACUCAGUGACGCACUGAAGCGUUGUAUAAGUAUUCCGCCAAGAAAAUCAGUCAUAUUUUUAAUAACUGCGCAUGAAGUCAUGCCUCUCGUUUUGUAACACGCUCGUUUGGUACUUCGCGUAUUUAAGGUGAUAGUACAACCGAAAGAGGCAUUGCUCUAGAUCCUGGUGGGGAGCCAUGAACAAGGUUCAGGUGGGUGACGUCUCCAUUGUUCCGCCUGCGCCCGGUGUAGCAGCCCAGACAGCGGUAGUUGUGAUGGCAGUCCCGGAGAGCAUGGACACUCAUGGGGAGAAGCGGCUCUCGGUUAACGAGCUGUCGGUCUUCUCCUGCUCGGGCGGCAGAGAAAGGCUUCCGGGGGACAGUCGAGACAACUCGCCCAGACAAGAGCCGGCGGUAGCCCCCCCACCGACUGUUCAUCGGACCACAUCUUUUUCUGUUCUGGACAUUUUGGACCCAAACAAAUUUACCAGUAAAAAACAUCCGAACAGGACUGGAAGCGACUACUCCAUCGGGACAGAGAAUAGAGGGGGCGAAGACUCAAAUCUUGCGUUAGAUCAGAAAAAUUAUUCAGAAGAAUACGAUACUUGUAAAAAGUCUUCAGGAUUACUAAAGGACGGGUUCGUGUACAAAUCAGACGAAUGUGAGAAUGACUUCAGCAGAAGCACUCACACUGACAGCGAGAUUCAGGACGAGCUGUGCAGCGAGGAAAGCAGUGGUACUCUUGUCGGCAACGUGGACACGGAGCUGGGACACCACGACGAGGAGGGCCUGAUGACCCGGAGCUCAAGCCCCAGUGGUCAGCAAACACAGCAGCCCGGACAGAACGGACAGAGUCAGCAAGCGAAACCGAAAAGAAAGCGCUCUGGGUCGGAUUCCAAGUCGGGUAAACCACGGAGGGCCCGGACAGCAUUCACCUACGAACAACUUGUGGCGCUGGAGAAUAAAUUUAAGUCCACCAGAUACCUGUCCGUCUGUGAGCGACUCAAUUUGGCCCUAUCCCUCAGUUUGACAGAGACUCAAGUCAAGAUCUGGUUCCAGAAUCGUCGGACCAAGUGGAAGAAGCAGAACCCAGGCGCAGAUACAAGCGCCCCGACGGGCGGUGGCAGUGGUGGUCCGAACGGAUCGAGCAAUGUAGGAGGUCUUAGCCCGCUGAGUCCGUCUCCCCCCAUGAGCGGUCAUUUGUCAAUGCACACAAGCUACCCGGGUCAUACACCCGGCGGACUUGUCUGUACCACCCAAUUACCCUUUCUGCCAAGUCACGCGGUACUGUCACCUUUCAUGCUGGGAUCUCAGACUUACGGCGCGCCGGCAUUUUACACUCCGCACUUGUAAAGACUGCUGGAAAUACGUGUGUUUUAUAUCAAACUGAACUAGUGUUUCCAAGUGUUUCCAUAAGGUUUGUAAAGUACACCGAUUUUAAUAAAUACAGUGACUUGAAAGAACACACAAUGUCACUUCACAGAUAACGUUUUGGAUGUUUAUUCAACCUCUGUUGGAGAAAAUAAAAAGGCCCCCAACUUUAAAGACUUCUAUGUGCAUCUAAUGCUGAAGGUGGGCACACUGUUUUGUGUUGUGUCUUCCCUCGGAAAUGUUUAGUUAUGUUUUGUUGUGUCUUUUUACGGACAUAAUAGGCUACGUGCUAAUUACAAAGUAAUUCUUCCAUAUAUGGAGAAUGGGUUUUGAUAUUUAAUUUUGUUAAAAUGUGUUUUUGUCUCUGGGCCAUGUAGACCUGUGUAUAUUUAAAUGGUGACAAAUAUUUAAGCGAUCAAUCUCAUACAUUGAAUGCAAUUUUCAAAAAAGAAAAUAUAAUUAUAAUGUAUACAUACAACGCAGAGUACGUCACUGAAUCAUGUCAUUUAGAAAAAAAAGUUUUGUAUCACUUCUUCUCUGGAAUGGCUUGUAAUACUUAUAAGUAUUGUUUUAUUAGAAUGUAAAAGGUUGUCCGACAAAACGUAAAACUGUUAUUAUAGGCCUAGGUCUACUCAGUUUAUUUUCUGAGUAGCAUUACUUUACAGUGGUUAUUCGGUCAGAUACCUUCCUUUGAAUUGUUUCCAAAAGGGUGAGCCUGUAUGAA